AGGACGGGAAAGGCAAAAGGAAAGAGACAGAGACAGUUUACCACAACCUCAAGCUUCUCAUUUGCAAGUGACAGUCAUCAAUAUACCUGCACUGUCAGAACUUCAAAACUUAUGCCAGAACCUUACAGAAAUAAGAUCCAGAUUGCCUUCUGGAAGCUAAUGUCAACAACCAGGGUUAGGGUGCACCAGAAGGGGCAGGACGGGUUCACAGCAAAGGGAAACUCGUGAGGGAGGUGGUGGGAGUCGGACAUCCUGUUGGCUGAGGACACAAAAGAUGUCUAAUCACAAAUGCUGCCCUGGAGUUUGUGUUUCUGUGUUUUCUCUAGUGCUGCCUUCCCAUCCUGUGCUAGAAGCCAGCCCUUCCAAACCUGUAGAGGGGCAUUCAGUGACCCUGACUUGCAAGAUCCACCUCCCUGCACAGAGGCAAUCUGUCCAAUUCUGCUUUUCCUGUAAUGACAACUUUCUUGGGUCAGGCUGCAGCAGCUCCCCAAAGCUUCAGAUCCCCGCUCUAUGGAGGAAAUGGCCAGAUUAUUACCAGUGCAUAGCAGUGACCACGAGUCUCACAACCAACAGGUGGAGCCUGCCAAUCAGGAUACCCGUGCAGAGAAUCCCUGUCUCUGACGUGAGCUUGAAGACCCGGCCCCCUGGGGGAAGGGUGAUGGAGGGGAACAGGCUGGUCCUCAUCUGCUCCGUUGCUAACGCCACUGGAAACAUAACAUACCUCUGGUACAGAGGGGCCCGGGGUUCAAACCUGGGAACAAAGACACAGCAUUCACUAACAGCAGAGUUCGAGAUUGCCGAAGUGAAGAGAAGUGACGCUCAGCAGUACUACUGUGCAGCCGACAACGGCUAUGGCCCUGUUCCCAGUGAGCUGGUGAGCAUUGACAUCAGAGUUCCAGUGUCUCGGCCCGUGCUCACGCUUGGGGGCGCCGGAGGCCGGGCUGUGCCGGGGGCCCUGGUGGAGCUCCGCUGCGAGGCCCCGGGGGGCUCCCCGCCCAUCUUCUACCGCUUCUUUCACGAGGCCGUCGCCCUGGGGAACGCUUCGGCCCCCUCCGGGGGAGGGGCGUCUCUCAACCUCUCGCUGCGCGCAGAGCACUCCGGGGCCUUCUCCUGCGAGGCCAGCAAUGGCGGGGGCGCGCAGCGCAGCGCCGCGGUGCCUCUCAACCUGACGGGUCUCGCCGCCGCCGAGAACCGCCGCCGUCUUCCCCCGUCAGGGGUCGCCGCGUGGCUGCUUGGCUGUCUUGGCCUCCUCACCGUGGCCCUAAUAGUAUGCUACUGGCUCAAGAGAAGAAUAGGAAGACAACUGGAUGGUCCAGUCGGGAGCCUGUGUAGGCCUGUGAGCCAAGAAUCCAGCUACCUCAACUCGCCUGACUCGGAGCAGCCACUGCCUGUGUAUGAGAAUGUGAGCGCUGUAAGCGGUAAUGAAGUUUACUCGCUGGUGUACUGUACGCAGCAGGAGCUGGACCCAGCAGCGGCUCAGCACAGGAGGACGCACAAGACAAGUGAGGUCUCCUCUGAGCGUUCUUCGAAGCCAAGGAACAUCAACAUUACAUAUGUGGACUAUGGAGACACUAUGUGAAGUUAUGUGACCAGCAAGGGGUCCCGGGAAUGCUCAGCACAGGGACAGCUGCCCACGCCUCCCCCACAUGGGUCCCUUCAGGGAACUGUUCUUCAUCUACUGAGGAGCUGGGCAGGCCCGGCAGAACCACCCGAAAAGCAGCUGGGGGAUGUGCUGGUGGCAUCUGGGUGGAGACCGUUCACGUUGGAGCAUGACAAGUGGCACAAGACUGUUAUUUACAAGAUGAAAAUUGUGUGAUGCUUGGAGCAGGGGGCAGUGAGACGGAGAGUGUACGAAGCCAAGCUCAGUGGCUUUACAGGUCUGUGGCGGAGACAGCUGUGCUGCUGCGCACAUACCCAGUUUCCGCCUGAGAUGCCUGGCUCAGCGUGCCUUCAGUCUCUGUAAUAGAAUCAAAACACAGGUGCAUAAAAAUCUGCUGUGGUUACACUUAAUUUUAGCAAUGUAUUUUGUAUGUAUAAGCUGGUCUAAAUCUUCUCAGGUUUAUAAUUUUAUAGGUUUGAAAGGCUUACCAAGUUCUAAGUUUUGAACUUGGUGCAAUAUUUAUGCUAAGCUUUAUGAAUAUAGGAACACAGUGUUUAUUCUUGAGUCGUCAGACUUCUGAAAACAUGCUCAUUUUGCUUGGGCUGUUUUAAUUUUAAAUCAAUUAUGUGUUCACAUUUAUAUAUUAAAACAAUUAGAGAUUAAGGAAAAACUAGUCUUUGCCUUCAUGUGCCACUGGAAAAACUUAGCCUGUAUUUCUCUAGGUGGUUUCCAUUUGUGUACAAUCACACACGCCUACAAAUACUGGAAGUCUAAAGCACAGCUAUCCAAGUAGCUGAAACCUCUCCAGGGCUGCAUCUACCUGUAUCUAUCACACUAUCAAAGAUGGGGGAAAAUUCUGUUGUGUAUUCAUAUCAGAAUAUAUGCAUCUUUACAUAGUAAAUCUGUAUAACCUAAAACUGAUUGUUUUAACCUUUUUCUUUUUUAAGACAGGACUUUGCUAUGUAGAACAAAUUUGCCUAGAGUUUGAGAUUCUCCUGCUUCAGUCCCCCAAGUUCUGGGUGUACAGGUGUGUGCCACUGUGCGCUACUCAUUUUAACAGUCUUAAGUAUAAGUCCAGGGGCACAAUCUACUCUCACAACACUGUAAUACUUUCAUCAAUGAUGGACCUUAAAGUUGUUCAAAUGUUCUCGUGAUGAAUGCAGUGUCGAUUACAAGUCCUAACGUUUAUGCCCUCCUGUGAGUUAUCUGAGGAAUGCGUUUGGAAAUCUGAGCUAACACAGUUACUAAAUGCUCUCCAGUGCGUCUCUGAAAAUCUGCACACCCUCCGGCAGUGUGAGAGAGGAUCAGUGUGUGAGGGAGAUGUAGCCAGUUUAUGUUUGUAGUUGGCUCAGUUGAUCGUCUGUGUGUAAACUCCAUUAUUAGCGCUGAUUACACUAGUUUCUUAUGUUUAAUAUUUGCCUUUUGCAUUUUUCUUCUUUUAUUUUUUUUCAAAGGUGCAAAACUUCUGUUUUUAAGGUUAAAAAACCAUUAAAGAGUC
Molecule: messenger RNA, 3098 nt
Organism: Psammomys obesus (fat sand rat)
Lineage: Eukaryota; Metazoa; Chordata; Mammalia; Rodentia; Muridae
Product: Fc receptor-like protein 1
Exons: 9
Coding region: 275-1579 (434 amino acids)
Biological process (GO): cell surface receptor signaling pathway
Molecular function (GO): transmembrane signaling receptor activity
Source: RefSeq, a predicted model, not a curated record